Messenger RNA from Ceraceosorus guamensis, 648 nucleotides. RefSeq lists its product as hypothetical. Lineage: Eukaryota; Fungi; Basidiomycota; Exobasidiomycetes; Ceraceosorales; Ceraceosoraceae. The coding region runs from base 1 to 648 and encodes 215 amino acids. The transcript has 3 exons. The record is from RefSeq and is a predicted model, not a curated record.
AUGCUGGUGCAGAGAGGAAUCCUAAGCACCCUGGGCAAGGUUUGGAAGAGCACGAAGAGUGGGCUGCGUCUCAAGAGGAAGAGCUCUUCUGUCGCAUCGCACUCCUCACCUACCCCAAGCUGGAGCAGCUCAUCAAGCUCCUCUUUCAGCAUGUCGGAUCGCUGGGCACCAGGAUUCGCUCCUUCGCCUAUCCGAUCGCCCAGCCAGUGGAGUCCAGCCGCAUCCGAGAUGCGUCCGAAGAAUGGAGAUCCACAUCAUUACCCCGAAGUCGUUCCGGAAAAGUCGAGAAGAGGAAAGACCGAGUCAAACCCGGACACGCCAGAGACGCUUUCGCGAGCAAGCAGCAUCAAGAGCGACGCCAGCACCAUACCUUGGGCAGAUGGUCGCCAUCAUCCCGAGACUCCACGAUCACCAUUGUGGAAAUCUGCCAGCCCUUCACCUGCCUUUGUAAAGGCAAAGGAGGCAAGCCCUGUUGCGAACGCUCCAGCAUACGAGAAACUGAUUCGUCAGAUCUCUGGACGUAUUAAGAACCCUCAGCCUGGAUGGCCGCUCAAUCUUCCCCAGCUGAAGCGCAUGGCGAAUGGAAAAGUUCGACCUAGGACCGAUUUUGAGAAGGCGCUCACCGAGCAGGAGAAGAAGCGAGGUUGA